CAGCUAUGGCGCUUCCGGACUGGUUCACUCCGCUGUUCCUGGCGGCCGCGGCGUCAGGGCUGUUUUGUAUCUGUCUCCGGUACCGAGGGGUGAGGAGGAGCUUCUGCACCAAACAUUUAUUUAUGAGGAUAAUGGCUCGAACGGAAAAACCACUCUUCCGGAUCGCGUACACGCUGUACACACGGACUAAACUGGGGUAUAUGUUCUACAAGAGGCAACUGAGAAAAGCUAGAGAGAAAUUUCCCACUGGUCACUCCUCUGUCCAGCCAAUGGAUAUCAACGGUAUUAAGAUUGUGCCAAUUCCUAUACUGUCAGAUAACUAUAGUUACCUGGUGAUUGACAAAACAUCAAAUGCAGCUGUGCUUGUGGAUCCUGCUGACCCACAGGCUGUCCAGGCAUGCCUUGAGGAUGAAGGAGUGACAUUAGAAGCUAUUCUGUGUACACACAAGCACUGGGACCACAGUGGAGGCAAUAAAGGCCUGAGAAGACUUCACAGCUCCUGUCGAGUGUAUGGGAGUGCGAUGGACAACAUUCCGGGCCUCACCAACCCUCUGUCAGACAGGGAUUCGAUAGAUGUGGGCCGGAUGCACUUCAGAGCUUUCUUCACGCCAGGGCACACUGUUGGCCACAUGAUCUAUCUUCUGGAUGGGAAGUCCAUUGAUGGCCCGUCGAGUCUCUUCUCUGGAGACCUGGUAUUCCUUUCUGGCUGUGGAAGAAUCUUUGAAGGCAAUGCCUCUACUAUGCUCUCCUCACUGGAUGUGGUUGGCUCCUUGAGUGAUGACACCCUGUUGUGGCCAGGUCACGAGUAUGCUGAAGAUAACCUUAUGUUUGCUGCUGAGGUUGAGCCAAGCAAUGCUGCUAGGGAAAACAAAUUUCUUUGGGUCUUACAGCAAAGAGGGCAGAAAAUGUGUACGUGCCCGUCCACGAUGAGAGAGGAGAAGGAAUACAACCCUUUCCUGCGCAGCCACAGCCCGGAGCUGCACCAGGCUCUCAGCCUGCAGCAGGAGCUGGAGGAGGACUGGGCAUGCUUCAGGGCCCGGGUGCUGGAGGAGCUGCGCCGGCGCAAGGACGUUUACAAAGGCAGAUAGUGUCUGGAAAUACUGUUUCCAAAAGGAAAAAAACAAUCUCCAACAUGCAACUGUUGGCUUUCCCAGUUCCGGAUAAUGGGUGCAUGUUGGGAUUCCUCUCAGUGGAAGUUGUGUGAGUUUGGGUGAUUCCUGUGGAAUGCUGUUUAAAUUCCAUGAGCAAAAUUAGAAACUUGAAGUGACAUAAAAGGCAGAGGUACUGUUUGCUUGAGAGACCAAUGCUGCACGUUCUGCUCCCCUGCUGCUGAGUUUCAUAAUUGACUUUGCCUGAAGAUGGAGGAAGCCUUCAUGAUGAACAGGCUACUGCAUGAAGUGAUUUGUGGAGCUGAGAACAUGCAGCUAUUGAACAGCAAACACUGGAGAUACAGUGCACUGUGAUGUGGCAGCUGCUGCUGAAUUUCAUUCAGGAAGGAAAUUUCUUUAAUGUGCUUCAGCUCAUUGAACUGUUGAAUAAAUACUUUAUAUGCACUGUUGAUAGUUUCAUAAGUAAAUAAAUGGUGUUUAAUAUUUAUGGAAGUUUUAAAAAACAGAUUCCUUAUGUUACUUGGAGUGGAGAAUCAAUUCCUAAUUAAUUUCCACUGUUGGCAAUCUGGUUUGAGUGUAUGGUACAUAAAUAUGCACAGAUUCACUCGUAACUAUUGACUUCAGAAGUUGAAUGUUAAUGGCUUUCAAGCUGAAAUAGUCAUACUUUAAAUCAAUCGAGCAGAGGAAUUUACUAAUGAUUAUUAAAUGAUGACCAUUCUGGCAUAGGUCCAGGGACUCUUGUCGUGAAUGCAGAGCUUGUCUCUCCUGCAAAUUCUGGUACAUUUGAGUUUAAUAUAUUUUCAAUAAGUUUGCCAUCUUUAGAAUGGAGCACUUAAUGUUUGAAAUAUAAUCUUAUGUUGUUCAGCAACGUUCAGUAAACCUGACAGUGUUUGGUUACCUUUAGUUAGCACUUCGGACAUUUUAUGGAAAUUUCUAAUAAAGUUAAUAAUUUAAUUGAUGUCCCUGUUCCCCAAAACAGUUUGCAUGAUUAAUUUUAAUGUGGUGAAGGUUUGGAUGCAGAGCCUUUCUCUCUUUUAUUCCUUUGAAAAUAACAGUAAUGUGAUCUUUGGAUGUCCAUUAUUUCAGGUACUAGAAAUACAACAGAAUAACAUGGGUUUGACAAUAAAAUUGUGCUCAUCUGA
This is a messenger RNA of Lepisosteus oculatus (spotted gar), 2251 nucleotides long. RefSeq names its product PNKD metallo-beta-lactamase domain containing (gene pnkd). The record is from RefSeq and is a predicted model, not a curated record. NCBI's taxonomy places the organism in Eukaryota, Metazoa, Chordata, Actinopteri, Semionotiformes, Lepisosteidae. Gene Ontology annotation, molecular function: hydroxyacylglutathione hydrolase activity. Gene Ontology annotation, cellular component: mitochondrion.